GCGCGGGGCCCACGUAGGGCAGGAGGCCAGCCCCGGGGGGAUCGGGCCCGGGACUCCACGGAAUCUGGAGGCCGAAGCCCGCGCGCACGCAAGGCCUCCGCUGCUUCCCCGACGCCUCUUGCGUGGCCGCGGAACCCGCCGCCCUCUCGGUUGGGCUACCCAGUGCCGGGCCAGGCGUGUGCACCCAGAGCUUCCGCGCCUCUCCUCGGGCUCCUCUGCUGGAUUGCAGCGCCGGCUGGGCACCAGGAGUGCAAAGCGAAAACCGCACGCCGGCCGUUCUGUUCUCCACGGUCUCCAAGGAGACACGGACCGAUCCAGGGGCGGCGUGCAGUGGGGAGAUAGGGUCAGAUGUGUUACUGGGCACCGCACGAUCAUGUUCACUGCAGCCUUGACCUCCUGGGCUCGAGUGAUCCUCCCACCUCAGCCUCCCAAGUAGCUGGGACUACAGGAUUUUAAAAAUGGCUGCAGCUCCUCAAGCACCGGGGCGGGGAUCUGUCCGUAAGACGAGACCUCUGGUUGUGAAGACGUCGUUGAACAACCCAUACACCAUCUGCUGGAGCCCUCUGGAGAGCGAGGAUAUGCACUUCAUCCUACAGACGCUUGAGGACAGGCUUAAAGCUAUUGGACUUCAGAAGAUUGAAGAUAGGAAGAAAAAGAACAAAACCCCUUUUCUGAAAAAAGAAAGCAGAGAGAAAUGCAGCAAUGCUGUUGAUAUUAGUGAGGAUCUGAAGGAGAAAACAGACGCUAAGCAGCAAGUGUCAGGGUGGACGCCUGCACACAUCAGGAAGCAGCUUGCCAUUGGCGUUAACGAAGUUACCAGAGCCCUGGAAAGGAGUGAACUGCUGUUAGUUCUGGUGUGUAAAUCAGUCAAACCUGCCAUUAUCACCUCACACCUGAUUCAGUUAAGCCUCAGCAGAACCGUCCCUGCCUGUCAGGUCCCCCGGCUCAGUGAGAGAAUCGCUCCCGUCAUUGGCUUAAAAUGUGUUCUAGCCUUGGGCUUCAAAAAGAACACCACUGACUUUGUGGACGAGGUAAGAGCCAUCAUCCCCAGAGUCCCCAGUUUAAGUGUACCAUGGCUUCAAGACAGAACUGAAGAUUCUGGGGAAAGUUUAGAGACUGAACCUCUGGAAAGCCAAGACAAAGAGCUUCUGGACACUUCAUUUGAAGAUCUGUCAAAACCUAAGAGAAAGCUUGCUGACGGUCAGCAGGCUUCUGUAACAUUACAACCCCUUAAAAUCAAGAAACUGAUUCCAAACCCUAAUAAGAAAAGGAAACCACCCAAAAGUAAAAAAGCUACUCCAAAGUAAUCUUGCAUAAACUUGCCAUGUCAUACUGUUUGUGAAAGCACACCUUGUGAAGAAGCCUUACAACUAAUAAAAUGAGUUAUAUUUACAUAGA
Cercocebus atys (sooty mangabey) is the source of this 1398-nucleotide messenger RNA. It is a transcript of the gene RPP38, whose product is annotated as ribonuclease P/MRP 38kDa subunit. The record is from RefSeq and is a predicted model, not a curated record. Gene Ontology annotation, cellular component: fibrillar center; nucleolar ribonuclease P complex; ribonuclease MRP complex. The transcript has 3 exons. Gene Ontology annotation, biological process: tRNA 5'-leader removal. Gene Ontology annotation, molecular function: ribonuclease P activity; ribonuclease P RNA binding. Lineage: Eukaryota; Metazoa; Chordata; Mammalia; Primates; Cercopithecidae. Bases 459 to 1307 code for a protein of 282 amino acids.